This is a messenger RNA of Onychostruthus taczanowskii (white-rumped snowfinch), 4439 nucleotides long. It is a transcript of the gene IFIH1, whose product is annotated as interferon induced with helicase C domain 1. NCBI's taxonomy places the organism in Eukaryota, Metazoa, Chordata, Aves, Passeriformes, Passeridae. Gene Ontology annotation, biological process: positive regulation of interferon-beta production; innate immune response; response to virus. Gene Ontology annotation, cellular component: cytoplasm. The transcript is spliced from 16 exons. Bases 264 to 3293 code for a protein of 1009 amino acids. Gene Ontology annotation, molecular function: single-stranded RNA binding; DNA binding; ATP binding. The record is from RefSeq and is a predicted model, not a curated record.
GUUUCGCUUUCAACACUGAGGAGUGGCACUGAGCGCUGCCAGGCGCGGAGCUGCCGCCGUGCCCCGCGAGCCCCGUCCGGGCGAGCCGAGCCCUCACGCACCGCCCUGCCGAGCCAAACCGAAAGCGGCGCCUGUGCCGGGCAGGGCGGGCCGGAGCGGACCGGCCGGGACAGCGGAGGGCUCGCUGAGGGGCCGCGGCCUGGCUGGUCGCCGGGCCCGGGCGCAGCCCCCACCAGCGGCCCGCGGGAGCGCCGGGCGCCGCCAUGGCACAGGACACCCGGGACGAGCGGUUCCUCUACACGAUCUCCUGCUUCAGGCCGCGGCUGAAGCAGUUCAUCCAGGUGCAGCCCGUGCUGGACCGGCUCCCCUCGCUGAGCCCGGAGGACAAGGACAGGGUUCGCGCGGCCGCCCAGCAGCGGGGCGCGGCCGCGGGCGCGGAGGAGCUGCUGCGGGCCGUGGAGCGGGGGCCCUGCGACCGCGGCUGGAUCCGCGAGUUCCUGCAGGCGCUGGAGCACGGCGGCUGCAGCCUGGCCGCCUGCUACGCCAACCCCAGCCUGAGCCAGCUGCCCUCGCCGGCAGAGGAGGCCGAGCACGACCUCUGCGUGCACCUGGUGCAGCUGCUGCACGGCACGCUGGUGGACAGGAUGCGCACCGUGCAGGUGGCCGAGAAGUGCCUGCAGAUGGGAAUCUUCCAGGACGAGGACGUGGAUCGGAUCCAGGCUGUUACUGACAAUCAUGGGAACAGAGAUGGUGCAAGGGAGCUACUGAGCAGAAUAGUCCAGAAGAAAGAUUGGUUCUCUUCUUUUUUGUUUGCUCUCCGUGAAACCCAACAUGAAGACCUUGCAGAUGAUUUAAGUGGAAAUACAGGAGAGAAUAAACAAAAUGGGAUGGAGCAGACUACGAACGAAGAAACAGAAGUUACAAGCCAACCAGGAUACAUCAUAGAGGAGAAUUUGAAACAGGAAGAAAAUGUGGAUGAUAGUUUCAGCAGUGAGAACAGUCUGUUGGAAAAAUCCAUGGAAAAGAAUUCUGUGAUGUCAGAGUCAGAUGUCUCCAUAGGAGAUGGAAGUGUCAGUAACUUGAAUGAAAACCUGGAACAGAGUUGCACAACCAGUGAUUCAGAUGAAGAUGAAGUGGAGAGGAGAGCCUCACCUGAGCCAGAUCUGACCCUGAGAGAUUACCAGAUGGAAGUUGCAAAGCCAGCAUUGAAUGGGGAGAAUAUUAUCAUAUGUCUCCCUACAGGCAGUGGUAAAACCAGAGUGGCUGUUUACAUUACCAAAGAUCACUUGGAUAAGAAGAAAAGAGCAUCAGAGCCUGGAAAAGUCAUAGUACUUGUUAAUAAGGUUCCAUUGGUAGAACAGCAUUUAAAAACUGAGUUUAGUCCAUUCCUGAAGCGCUGGUAUCAGGUUAUUGGUUUAAGUGGUGAUUCUCAGCUGAAAAUCUCAUUUCCUGAAGUUGUCAGAAGAAAUGAUGUCAUCAUCAGUACAGCACAGAUCCUUGAGAAUUCACUGUUAAAUGCAUCCAAGGAAGAUGAAGAAAGUGUCCACUUAUCAGAUUUUUCCCUCAUCAUCAUUGAUGAGUGUCAUCACACUCAAAAGGAAGGUGUCUACAAUAAUAUAAUGAGACGUUACUUAAAAGAAAAGAUGAAGAACAGGAAGCUGGCAAAAGAAAACAAACCACUGAUCCCACAGCCUCAGAUUCUGGGACUUACAGCCUCACCUGGUGUAGGAGGUGCAACAUCCUACUCAAAAGCUGAAGAGCAUAUUCUGAAAAUCUGUGCCAAUCUGGAUGCAUGUAGAAUUAUGACUGUUGAAGAGCAUGCCUCCCAGCUAAAGAAUCAGGUGAAGGAACCAUCUAAGAAGACUGUGAUUGCAGAUGACAAAAAAAGGGAUCCAUUUAAAGAGAGAAUUACCGAGAUCAUGACAGAAAUACAAAACUAUUGCCAGCUGCAUCCGAACUCUGAGUUUGGAACUCAGACAUAUGAACAGUGGGUGAUCAGAGAAGAGAGAAGAGCUGCAAAAGAAGAAAAACGCAGGGAACGUGUCUGUGCAGAGCACUUGAAGAAAUACAACGAUGCUCUCCAGAUAAAUGACACCAUCCGAAUGGUGGAUGCCUACAAUCACCUAAAUAACUUCUAUAAAGAGGAGAAAAGUAAGAAGACAGUAAGGAGUGAUGACGAUGGUGAUGAUGAUGAUGGUGAACCAGCAGUAUCAAAACAGGAUGAAACAGAUGAAUUUCUAAUAGGUUUAUUUCAUGCAAAAAAGAAACAGCUGAAAGAGUUGACUAAAAACCCAGAAAAUGAAAAUGAGAAGCUAAUGGAGUUGAGAAAUACUUUAAUGGAGGAGUUCACAAAGACUGAGGAACCUCGAGGAAUCAUUUUCACAAAGACUCGUCUAAGUGCCUUAGCUCUUUCCCAGUGGAUUAAGGACAACCCAAAAUUUGAAGAAGUGGGAAUUAAGGCCCAUUAUCUUAUCGGCUCUGGAAGCAAGAGUGAAAUGAAGCCCAUGACUCAGAAUGAGCAAAGGGAAGUUAUUGAUAAAUUUCGAUGUGGAAAUAUAAAUUUACUAAUUGCUACUACUGUAGCUGAGGAAGGCCUGGACAUCAAAGAGUGUAACAUUGUUAUUCGCUAUGGGCUGGUCACCAAUGAAAUUGCUAUGGUGCAGGCUCGUGGUAGAGCUCGAGCUGAUGAAAGCACCUAUGCUCUUGUGGUUUCAAGUGGCUCAGGGGCUGUUGAACGUGAAAAUGUUAAUAUUUUUCGUGAGAAAAUGAUGUAUAAGGCCAUUCAGCGUGUCCAGAAGAUGCCACAGGAAGAGUAUUUAAAUAAGAUUCAGAGUUUCCAGUUGCAAAGUAUAAUGGAAAAACAAAUGAAGGUGAUGAGAGAUCAGCGCAAGACGUACAAGAAAAAUCCUUCACUAAUAAAAUUCUUAUGCAAAAAUUGCUCCAAGCCAAUAUGUUCUGGAGAAGACAUACAAGUUAUUGAAGACAUGCAUCAUGUCAGUGUGAAAAAAGAUUUCCAAAGUCUUUAUCAUACAAGAGAAAAUAAAGCAUUGCAAGAUAAGCAUGCUGAUUACCAGACUAAUGGGGAAAUUAUAUGCAAAGACUGUGGACAAGCUUGGGGAAAUAUGAUGGUUCACCGAGGUCUUGACCUGCCUUGUCUAAAAAUCAGAAAUUUUGUGGUUGUGUUAGAAGACAAGAAAACAACAAACAAUAUUUUUAAGAAAUGGGGAGACCUGCCCAUCAGGUUUCCUAGUUUUGAUUAUACAGCUCAUUGUCCUUCAAGUGAUGAAGAUUAAGGAUUUGGAAUGAAAAUAAAAGCCCUUUUCAACUUCUCUCUGUUGAUUUGAAGCUCCUGUGUCCCAUAGAGAAUGCUGCAUCUUAAGCACUGUGAAAGCUCCUGGACAUAAGGAAACUGUCUUGAAGACAAAAAGUGAAACAAGAAAGGAGAAGAACAAAGUCACACAGCUGCUAUCUGCACUCAGAUUUGUACUCCUGGACAAAGAUGGCAAAUGCAUUGCAGUCAUGUGUAUUUAUGGAACAAAUGCCUGUCUCUUUUCACUACAGGAUGACAACACUGUCAAAAGUGUGUGAGAUGACCUAUUGUCAAUCCCAGAACAUUGAAAAGAGACCUUAAGAUAUACCAUGGUAAUUUUUUUCUUCAUGCUGUAACCAUUUUGAAGAUAAAGUAUCUCAAAAGAGGAGCCACGUAAAGAAGAUAUCACCCAUUAUUUCUGGAUCGCUGUUGCUACAUCAGUGUUUUCAUGACUGAACUGAACUGAAUAUAGCUGAAAGCUCAUAUACUUUGACAGACUAAAAUUAGGUUUCCCUUAGAAGACAUUUCAAGAAAUCAAGCCCUUAACAUGAAAUUGAUUAUUUUGUUGUCCAAGAAGCACAUUGCCAAAGUGACUCUCUGUGUGUCAGUUUCAUAGGACUGUUAGCCUGGCUACAUAAUGAGGUGUGCAUUUUUUUUUCAAUAAAUUGCUAUAACUAAUGUUUACCAACUGUGAUACUCUUAAUUCUCUUCCACUGGAAGUAUUUAGACAGUAAUAAUACAUAGCUUCACCCUAGAAAUGUAAAGGAUGGUAGUAGUCUCACUGUAAAAAUAGCAUAAUGUUUCUCAAUAUUUAUGUCAUGGACAGAUUUCUCUCCCCCACCCGUUGCAAGUAAGAUAUUGGAGAGUGGAAGGAAGGUUUAUUUGUUGUUACAACUGAAUUAAUUAUUAGAAUAGCCUCGUGGGAAGUCACCCAGAUAUCAUUCACCAUCUGAGUAAUCUCUGGAUUUCUUUAUUAAUGAGUUGUUACAGGUAAAUAAAUGCAAUAUAAUACACUGUACAUAGCAUUUUCAAGUAUCUGAAUUAGUUUAUUCAGUACUUUAAAAUAAGUGUAAAACACUGGUAAAAAAUACAACAUCAUUUCAUAGAUUUCUGCUGGGUCUUCAAUCAA